AAAGAGCGCCAGAUCGUUGUCAAGGACGAAGGCCAGAUUGUUGUCAAGGACAAUGGCCAAGUAGAGUAUAGCGACACGGAUCGCUUGGCUAAAGGCCGCAAGCGCAAGAUUGAAGAUUCACCUCUUGAUCGCCCAAAACGGACCCUGCGUCCCUAUAGCAAUGGCGACUUCAAAAGCCUCUUCCGCCUCUGCCGGUCUUUUAACCAAGAAUACAGGAACAGCAAGCCAAUUUCGGAGGUGGAUUUUAUCUGGAAAUUCAUUGAUAGCAUCGAUAACCCCGGUCUGUCGAGACAUGUUCAGGAGUUGCUGGCCGCUAGCCUCCCCGAGUAUAUAUACACGAGAAAGGAGACACGGAGAAGUAACCAGCACCACAUCAACAUAUCUGGCAAACUCUCAUGGGAUGAAUUUAAAAACGCUCUUGUCAAGACAGCAAUCAUGUGAAGGGCAGAUAGUUGUUUUACGAGACAAGAGAGAGCUUGGCUUCAUGUUGGUGCACUGGCAG
This is a messenger RNA of Lasiosphaeria miniovina, 502 nucleotides long. RefSeq lists its product as uncharacterized. NCBI's taxonomy places the organism in Eukaryota, Fungi, Ascomycota, Sordariomycetes, Sordariales, Lasiosphaeriaceae. The record is from RefSeq and is a predicted model, not a curated record. The transcript has a single exon. The annotation marks the transcript as partial.